AUGGAUCUUGCUUCCUUGCACUCAAAACUAACUCUUCAUCUUCUUCAAAAUCCAUUCAAAAACACCAAAACCUCAACAAAGGAGGAAGCAGGCCACUCUAGGGUUUCUGGAAAGGAUGAAGGCUGUGUCGACGGAUGGAAGGAAGUAAAACGGAAAUCGCCGGUUGUAAGGAAUGGGGGAUACAAAAGUGAUGACUCUUCUAUAAUCUCAUUCUACGUGCAUAAUCUUCCUGGUGACGCAUGCAAGAAGGAGUUGUGGGGACCGUGUGCGAGGUUUGGUAGAUUGGUGGACAUCUACCUAGGGGGAAGGAGAGAUGCCUCAGGUUCCUUUUUUGCUUUUGUUCAUUAUGAGAAGGAAAAGGAAUAUGACCAGAUUUUGAAAGGGUUGAAUGGGGUUGUGUUGAGGGGUAGGAGGCUGGUGGCUAACCUCUCAAUGCAUCCGCGUAAUCAGGGGAGCAAGAACAGUGAUGGUGGCCAAAAGACGAGGGUCCAUAAUUGGAUUCCAUCUUUGAGGAACCGUAGUCUUUUGGCUACUAGGGACUCCAGAUCUUUUGCAGAGGUAAUUAAAGGUAAUACGGCAACUGGGGAGAUGCAUGGGGGGUUGCCAGCGAUUGCUCUCAAGAGUAUUCAGGAAGUCGUGCUUUGGGCUAGUGAAGCCUUGCUGAUUGGUGAAAUACGUAACUUUGAUACCUUUUGUAACUCUCCAUCUCUUUUCAAACUUGAGGGGUAUGAUAUACUUGAGAUCAAGUAUCUGGGAGGCAUGCAAGUGUUCAUCAAGUUCAAAUCGGAUCAGGCUGCGAAAGUGUUCAUGGCCAAUAGGAAUAUUUGGCUGAAGUGGUUCUCUUGGGUGGAAAAAGCGGGUAGGCGAGGUGAAAGAUUCGAGCGUAUUGCUUGGAUAAAAAUUGUUGGUGUCCCCCUUAUGGCAUGGGAUGAGAAGAAUAUCGAAGUUAUUGCCGGUAAUUUUGGGAAGGUAUUAGUUAACGUUUGUCCGUUUUGGGAGAGUAAUGACAUAUCUCAUGGUAAGAUAUGUAUUCUUACGUCCAUUAGGACUAAGAUUAAUAGCGAGUUGAAGGUUAUGGUGGGCGGAUCUCAGCUGAGCAUCGGGGUUUAUGAGGUGGAUGAUGAAUGGUUUCCAUUCAAGCAUUUUAUGUCAAAUUUCACUGAGGAUUCUGGGGGAGAUGGCUAA
This is a messenger RNA of Lactuca saligna, 1185 nucleotides long. NCBI's taxonomy places the organism in Eukaryota, Viridiplantae, Streptophyta, Magnoliopsida, Asterales, Asteraceae. The record is from the annotation of a GenBank genome assembly.